Phalaenopsis equestris is the source of this 952-nucleotide messenger RNA. Its product is annotated as protein COFACTOR ASSEMBLY OF COMPLEX C SUBUNIT B CCB1, chloroplastic. The transcript is spliced from 5 exons. Lineage: Eukaryota; Viridiplantae; Streptophyta; Magnoliopsida; Asparagales; Orchidaceae. Bases 37 to 795 code for a protein of 252 amino acids. The record is from RefSeq and is a predicted model, not a curated record.
UCUGUAUCUGAAUUCUGAACCGAGAGCCACCCAAUAAUGGCGUCGAUUCUUUCCUCGCCGGCGUUGCCCGCCUACCCUUCAGUCCGGCUACGCUCCAGCCUGUUUCUAGCCCGUCCAUCUCUUCACCUGCACCGGCCGAGGUCUGCAAUAGCUCCGUAUUCACUUCUCCACGGGGUACCCUUUCUGCUCGACGGCUCCAUGGCUCCGGCGGCGGAGGUGGCGGUUUCCGGCGUCGGCGAGGCGUCGUACUCUCAGGCGAGCUAUUAUACGUCCCUAGGCCUUUUCGUUAUUUCAGUUCCAGGCCUUUGGUCACUCAUCAAGCGCUCUGUUAAAUCCAAGAUAGUGCAGAAGAAUUUUGUGAAAGGAGCUAGUAGGCCGAAUCAAGUGGCUGGGGAGAUCCUCUCGUUCUUCACUCGCAAUAAUUUUACAGUCUCUGAUCGAGGCGACACCAUUACGUUUGAAGGAAUGAUGGUGCCCAGCAGAGGGCAGGCAGCGCUGCUCACUUUCUGCACCUGCAUUAGCCUUGCAAGCGUAGGUCUCGUCCUCUCUAUUGCGGUUCCUGAGGGAGGCAAUAACUGGUUCUGGCUCACGGCGCUUAGCCCUCUUGCGGGAGUCUAUUACUGGCAACGGGCAUCAAGGAAAGAGGAGAUAAAAGUGAAGAUUUUAGUAGGCGAUGAUGGAAAGCUUUCUGAGAUAAUUGUGCGUGGGGAUGAUCAGCAGUUGGAGCAGAUGAGGAAGGAGCUGCAGCUCAGUGAGAAGGGUAUGGUCUACGUUAAGGGACUCUUUGAACAGUAGAAUUAUGUGAGGUUGGGAAGACAAUGCCUUGUUGAUAAACUCAUUUGAAAACCAUAGUUCGUCUUCUCUGGUCUAUCGUGUUUCGAGGGUUGACAUGAAUUUGACUAAAAUAGGUAAGGAUCCAUGACCACCCGGGAUGUAUGAUGGAUUUGGGACA